Messenger RNA from Suillus discolor, 924 nucleotides. RefSeq lists its product as uncharacterized. The record is from RefSeq and is a predicted model, not a curated record. The transcript has 9 exons. The coding region runs from base 1 to 924 and encodes 307 amino acids. NCBI's taxonomy places the organism in Eukaryota, Fungi, Basidiomycota, Agaricomycetes, Boletales, Suillaceae.
AUGGGGCCUCGAAAAAAAGCCUCCACAUCCGAUCCGCUUGUCUCCCAUGGAUGCCACUUUGAACAGCUGGAAGACACUCCAUUGGAGGAUCUAUCUGCUGAAGAGUGGCGGGAACAUCGUGUUUUUGAACAACUGUUAGAUUCUUAUCCAGGCCUCCUUGAGCGACUAAAAGAUGGUUCUGAGGAGGAAAUCUUUCAUGUUGGAGAGCUUAUUGGCAAAGGAGCCGCCGGCGCCAGAGGCGACGACACAAAGACGUUGAAGUCUGCGGUCCUUGACUGGAUCUCCCCCAGGGGGGAAGCCAUACAGCCUCCGUUGCAUCAAAACUCCAAGAUCGACUGCAGUUUCAACCAUGAACUCACCGGAUCGCUCCUCUGUCCUGCUGGGUUAGACUGGAAUGACCCUCGGAUUAAAGAUAACCUCCGAAGUGGCGAAACACUGGUCUGUGGGGACCAAUGGCCCAUUUUUGUGUAUGCCAACCACGUUUAUGACUCUGAAGACCCAUGGUGCGGUCUUCUUAGGAGUCGCUUGCUAGUAUAUGCCUACAAGCAUGUUUUCAUGUCUCCAAGUUUGGUUGACAGAGAGCCAAAAGCUACGCGAUCUGGAAAUGCCCACCUCCAUGGCAUGAAUUCAGUCACCAUCGCUUCCCUGGCUUAUAUCGCAACUCAGGUGCGAUUCACUCUAAGCUCGUCCUUCGUGUUCUCGUGGACCGACACAACCACUGACUCCAAAACAUUUUACCAUAGCCUCCUCGACCUCUUGGAAGACCCGGAGGAAUGUAAGGAAGUUGAUGAGUUACUGACUUGGUGGAACCGGUAUUUGUUAUCAUCCUUCACCAUGUUGCUAAGGCUGAUUAUCAACAUUGCCACUCAUGCAGCCAAAAUGAUGCAAUAUAAUAACACGCUAGCUCAAAGUUUUCAAAGUUGA